UCCCACGCUCACAGGGCGGUUAAUAUGCUGUGUUGGAGUAAAUCAGUGAAAAGGGAUGUGGGAAUUCACUUCCACUAGUUAAAAUAGUACAAACUGUAUGGUAAAAACUACCAGUAGUGUCUCCAACUGUGGGUGUUCCACAACACCGGCGACGGCGUUUGAGAAUGACUCACCCUCCACCACUCCGGUACGAUCCUUACUAUCCACAGCCUCCUUAUUUUCCGCCCGAAAACUACGGGUUCAGCACCAUCCCUACCGUCCCCGCCACCACCACCAGGGAUCCUAAAGGAGGCAUCAAUACACUGUUUGUCUCUGGACUCCCAGAUGACGUUAAAGCGCGUGAGAUACACAACCUCUUCCGCCGCCGGCCCGGAUUCGAGUUCUGCCAGCUCAAGUACACCGGCCGUGGCAAUCAGGUUGUUGCAUUUGCUACGUUUGUGAAUCAUCAAUCAGCAAUGGCAGCGCUUCAUUCACUAAAUGGUGUAAAAUUUGAUCCUCAAACUGGAUCCAGUUUGCAUAUAGAGCUUGCUAGAUCAAAUUCAAGAAGAAAAAAUAAGCCAGGAAGUGGGCCUUAUAUUGUUAUUGACAAACGAACUAAAUCUUCAAAUGAUGCGCAUGAAACAUCAAGUGAUGAUGGAGAUAGUGAUGAUCCAUCCAGGCCCAACAAUCCUGACUCUGCAAACCAGGAUGAUUCAGUGGUGGAGAAAAGUAGCGAGGUUGCUGCUGAAGCUGAUAAUACUUUAGCCCCAGAAACUGAGCAAGCAGAAAAGGCUGUAGAUGGUACACAAGCGUGUUCAACUUUGUUUAUUGCAAACCUGGGUCCCCUUUGCACUGAAGAUGAACUCAAGCAAGCCCUUUCUCAAUAUCCAGGAUUUAACUCCCUCAAAUUACGUGCCAGAGGGGGCAUGCCUGUUGCAUUUGCUGAUUUUGAGGGAGUUGAACAAGCAUCGGAGGCAAUGAAUGCACUUCAAGGCAGCUUGUUGUCAUCAUCAGACCGGGGCGGCAUGCAUAUAGAAUAUGCGAGGUCUAAAAUGAGGAAGCCUUAAAGAGGACAACACUGUCAAAACCCCAAAAAUUCACUCCGGCACUGCUGUAAAUUUUGAAAAGAAACACGAAGAAUGGCAGCACUCUAUGGCAUAGCUGUCUAAAUGAGAUCCUUGCUAGACACUUAAUGAAGAAAAUCGAAAGCUCUAAAAUGAGAUUCUUGUUAGAUAUUUAAUCUUCGACUGUAUGAGCAUAGUUGUCUAAAUCUACAACCCGUUUGAAUUGUUAUUUUCUAGAGUUUUUGCAAAAAAAAUACUAUAACUAUGUAAAGUAGAAAGGUGAUUGAAAAAUGUAUUCACGAAAAAUAUAAAAUGCUUUUGGAGAAAUUAUUUUUCGUA
Molecule: messenger RNA, 1382 nt
Organism: Coffea eugenioides
Lineage: Eukaryota; Viridiplantae; Streptophyta; Magnoliopsida; Gentianales; Rubiaceae
Product: cell wall integrity protein scw1
Exons: 10
Coding region: 165-1046 (293 amino acids)
Molecular function (GO): mRNA binding
Source: RefSeq, a predicted model, not a curated record